Drosophila kikkawai is the source of this 1700-nucleotide messenger RNA. Its product is annotated as malectin. The record is from RefSeq and is a predicted model, not a curated record. Gene Ontology annotation, cellular component: membrane. Gene Ontology annotation, molecular function: carbohydrate binding. Lineage: Eukaryota; Metazoa; Arthropoda; Insecta; Diptera; Drosophilidae.
CAAGUCUUGCCAGCACUAUACAUGCUGGACCAGUAUAGAAAUAUAUUAAUAAAUUUGUUAAUGGCUCAAUUCCGGCUCGCAGAGUGCUCCGAUUAGCAAUUCAGCUAGCUGGGCAAAAUAACUUGGCCAGGAAAAAUCAGAAAAACAUAAGCCGACAACCGGUCACCGAGGAAAACCCAGAAAAAUGCGAAGAAAACUUCAAGGAACAAGAACAACAAAAACAACUGCUAACAUGUGCAACGUUGCAUGGAAAAAGGGGAGUUUCGCGGACCACUUGCUGGCAAGUUGGCUAUGCCUAUUCCUGGCCGCCCUUGUUCUCAUCUCCUGCAGCACCUGCACCUUUGCCGCUGAUCCCCUCAAGGUCAUUUACGCCGUCAAUGCCGGCGGAGAGGAGCACACGGACCGGAAUGGCAUUCAAUACGACGCUGAUCCUUUGAAGGGCAUUGGCAUCGCUUCGGACUAUGGCAAGCACCUGCUGAUGAUCGGACGGGUGCAGGAGCAGGACGAGGUGCUGUACAGGACGGAGCGCUACCACACCACCACCUUUGGCUAUGACUUGCCGAGUGACGGCGACGGGGAUUACGCUUUGAUCAUGAAGUUUUGCGAGGUGUACUUCGAUGCACCGCAGAAGAAGGUCUUCGAUGUGCUGCUCAACCGGAAGCACACGGUGGUCCGGCAGCUGGACAUCUACGACCAGGUUGGACGGGGCUCCGCCCACGACGAGAUCGUGUACUUCAAGAUCAACAACGGCCGGCUGAACUACGAGGGCGAGGUUUCCGACGUACGAAAUGGUCGCCUGCGGCUGGACUUCAUCAAAGGUGCUCUGGAUAAUCCCAAGAUUAAUGCCUUUGCUUUGCUGAAGGGCGACGUGUCCCAAGUGCCGCGUCUGCACGGCACCGAGGCGAGUGAAAGGAUGAAGCCGGAGCUGGGAAACAGCAACAGCAAGCAGAUUGUGGAUCAGAAGCAGCCAGGACACCAGCCGGAGCGGGUGGUGCGCGCGCAGAGGGAUGAUGUGGAUGAGGACGACGAGGAUCUGGAUGAUGAGGAGUUCGGCGAGGAACUGCCCGACCAGUUGAGAGACAGUGGCGAGCACAAUGAUAACUCGCAAUCGCAACCGACGGACUCUAAGAAAUCUUACAGUGGACCCCGUCAGCCAAAUCCUUACUCCAUGGACGACUCUUCCAUAUUGCUGCCUGUGUUCAUAGCCAUCGGAGCCUUCAUUCCGCUGCUAUUCUGCCUCUGCAAGCUGUGAUUCCCAUCCGUAACCCGAUCUCGGCCUGCCAGUUCAUUUCCUGCUGCUUUUUGUGAUUUUUGAUAAAAGACUUAAUUGUAAUUACUUAUCGUUUAGUUCGUACGUUAGCCACUUGCCCCAGAGACCGUAUCGGAUUCCCCCGAUUCCGAUUUCGAUUCCGAUCCCCUUGGCGCACAGCUCGCUCUCUAUCGCUCUUAACACUCUACACUUUCCGUACUUUGUAAGCUUUUUGAGUUCCUUUUGCGUUGACCACUGCCGUCACAGGCUCGGGUACUUAAUCCUGUUGAGUCACUUGAUUUAUAUAAAUAAUCCUAGGACUAGUUCUAGCUCUAGAUUGCUUGGUGGGAUGUGCGCACAAAUUUUAGGCGGGUUUUUGGCGACAGUUUUAUUUGGAAACUGUCUUAAAUGAAUAUGGAAUGAAAUAAAAUCAACCUUGUUUGUUAUUGAA